Debaryomyces hansenii CBS767 is the source of this 1377-nucleotide messenger RNA. RefSeq names its product mRNA guanylyltransferase (gene CGT1). NCBI's taxonomy places the organism in Eukaryota, Fungi, Ascomycota, Pichiomycetes, Serinales, Debaryomycetaceae. Gene Ontology annotation, molecular function: mRNA guanylyltransferase activity; ATP binding. The coding region runs from base 1 to 1377 and encodes 458 amino acids. Gene Ontology annotation, cellular component: mRNA capping enzyme complex. The transcript has a single exon. Gene Ontology annotation, biological process: 7-methylguanosine mRNA capping. The record is from RefSeq and is a predicted model, not a curated record.
AUGAUUCAAUUGGAAGAACGAGAUAUGCCUGAGAUACCAGGUACAAUUCUCGAUAGAAAUGAAACACAAGAAUUAAGAUUAAUGGUGGCUGAUUUGUUAGGUAGAAGAAAUCCAUCAUUCCCUGGAGCUCAGCCAAUUUCAUUUGAAAGGUAUCAUUUGAAUGAUACGUUAAUGAAUAAGGAUUACUAUGUAUGUGAGAAGUCUGAUGGAUUGCGUUGUUUAUUAUUUAUAAUUAAUCAUCCCGAAAGAGGUGAAGGGGUCUUUCUAAUAACCAGAGAAAAUGAUUAUUACUACAUUCCCAACAUCCAUUUCCCGUUAACAAAUAAUGAAGAAAAAGGUAAAACAUAUCACCAUGGAACUUUACUAGAUGGAGAAUUAGUUCUUGAAACAAAAAAUGUCCCAGAGCCUGUAUUGAGGUUUUGCAUAUUUGACGCAUUGGCUAUUAAUGGGAAAGAUAUAACCAAGAGACACUUACCUAAGAGACUUGGCUAUAUUACAGAACAGGUAAUGAAACCAUUUGACAAUUUUAAACGUAAAAACCCUGAAAUUGUCAACGCUCCUGAUUUUCCUUUCAAAGUAAGCUUUAAAUUAAUGACAUCCUCUUAUCACGCUGAUGAUGUCUUAUCUAAAAUGGACCAGUUAUUUCACGAAUCUGAUGGCUUGAUUUUCACUUGCGCUGAGACGCCAUAUGUGUUUGGUACUGAUAGCACCUUAUUAAAGUGGAAACCAGCACAUGAAAAUACUGUCGAUUACAAAAUGGAAAUGAUAUUUAAGAAGUUUCAAGACCCUGAUUUAGACCCAAGAGAUCCGGACUCUACAUACACAGACUAUGAUUCUAAGCCAGAACUAAUCAAGUUAAGGGUUUGGAAGGGUGGCGCAGAUUAUGAGGACUUUACCAAAUUAUCCUUAGAAAAUGAAGAUUGGGAAAAAUUAAAGAACUUGAGACAACCAUUGCAAGGAAGGAUUGUUGAAUGCCGUAAGAAACUUUCAGACCCUGGAUUUUGGGAGAUGUUACGAUUUAGGAAUGAUAAGAGUAAUGGAAAUCAUAUUUCUGUUGUUGAUAAAAUUUUACAUAGUAUUCAAGAUGGUGUGAGUGAAGAAGAAUUGAUCGAAGCAUGUCCUAAGAUUGGUAAAGCAUGGAAGAAAAGGAUCUAUGAAAAAUCACAAGGUAGCAGAUCACUGUAUAGCGAAACCGGAAGAUCACAUCCUGAGCCUAACAGAGAAGAUGAGCCUGCACUGAAACGUACUAAGAUUGACAUGGAAGAGCCCGAGCCUAAUGGGUUUGGUGGGAGUACAACAAAUCAUCAAAAUGCUUCUAAGCAGAACUCUGGGGAAUUUCAGGAUAUUCCGACCUAUGAAGAUAGUGACGAUGAAUGA